Molecule: messenger RNA, 2196 nt
Organism: Ailuropoda melanoleuca (giant panda)
Lineage: Eukaryota; Metazoa; Chordata; Mammalia; Carnivora; Ursidae
Gene: NKIRAS2
Product: NFKB inhibitor interacting Ras like 2
Exons: 4
Coding region: 17-775 (252 amino acids)
Biological process (GO): negative regulation of canonical NF-kappaB signal transduction; Ral protein signal transduction
Molecular function (GO): GTPase activity; GTP binding; GTPase activating protein binding
Source: RefSeq, a predicted model, not a curated record
GCCGCCGGAAUUGGUCAUGCCGGACGGAAGCUGGGGGGCGGGGCCAGACGGAGCCUGGAAGGACCCCGGAGGAGAAGCGGAGUCCUUGUGGCUGUGCUGCCCCUCCCCUGGUCCCGGUGCAGCUGGAGGGGCCCGGCCGGGGUGCUGCGAGGGCUCCGGGAGGUUGAAGGCUAAGCAUGGGGAAGAGCUGCAAGGUGGUCGUGUGUGGCCAAGCAUCUGUGGGCAAAACUUCAAUCCUGGAGCAGCUUCUGUAUGGGAACCAUGUAGUAGGUUUUCUCUUCAUUUCAUUCCAGGUUCUGAGAUGAUUGAGACCCAGGAAGACAUCUACGUGGGCUCCAUUGAGACCGACCGGGGGGUGCGGGAGCAGGUGCGUUUCUACGACACCCGGGGGCUCCGAGAUGGAGCUGAACUGCCCCGGCACUGCUUCUCCUGCACUGACGGCUAUGUCCUGGUCUACAGCACGGACAGCCGAGAGUCCUUUCAGCGUGUGGAGCUGCUCAAGAAGGAGAUAGACAAAUCCAAGGACAAGAAGGAGGUCACCAUCGUGGUCCUGGGCAACAAGUGUGACCUGCAGGAGCAGCGGCGUGUCGACCCCGACGUGGCUCAGCACUGGGCCAAGUCCGAGAAGGUGAAGCUCUGGGAGGUAUCUGUGGCCGACCGCCGCUCUCUGCUGGAGCCCUUCAUUUACCUGGCCAGCAAGAUGACCCAGCCCCAGAGCAAGUCUGCUUUCCCCCUCAGCCGCAAGAACAAGGGCAGUGGCUCCUUGGAUGGCUGAAGAGCUGCCGUCCCUUCUCCACCUUCCCAGCCUCACUCCAGCUUCUUGGGCUCUGCCAGAUGUGUCCGGGGUGGGGUUAGGCAAGUUGUCCUUCCCAGGCCAGGCAGCUGGGCUGUCCCAGGCUCAGGUCACUUUCGCUCCCUCCUGACUCUGGGAAGUGCAGAUAAUCUAGGCUAGUGCCCCCAAGUCCUCCCUCCCCUCCAGCUCUCAUCAUCCCCACCCUGCUUUGACCUGGGGCAGUUGUGGGUCAAUGUAGCCGGGAAGCAGCGCUGCCAUGCAGAAGUGCCCGGUCCAGGCUCUGGUUCCUGUCAUGGGUCCCCCUGCCUGUGGGUUUCCUGCCACUGACAGACACAUGCACACGCUCACACACUUAAACUUAUGACAUCAGCCUGGACGCUGGAGAAAGGCGUCCAGGCCUCACAUAUGUGCGUGUACACGUGUGCACUUGUGCAUGUGUGUGCCUGCUGGUGUCCAGCUCUGACACCUGAUCUUGUGUCCUCUCCUUGGCUGGAGAAAGCCAGCCUCCUGGGAAGUGUAAUUAUCUGCUUUCACUCUCCCCUCCAGUUGUUUUGGUUCCUCUUCCUGCUCAGGGAGCACACGGCCCUCAUUGGCUGAGAUGGGAUGGCAUGAUGGCCGGGCUUUACCAGCUGGCUUUGGGAACCUGCAAAGCCUUUCCCCUCUCUGGGCUUCAGUUUUCUCAUCUGUAAGGUGAUGGGAGUUGCUUAGAUGAUCUUCUGGAUCCUCUCCAGCCCUCAGAUUUGAUCGUGCCUGUGGCUUCGGGCUGGCAGUUACUGUGCCCUUGGCUUCUCCCUCUUUCAAGGUGCUAUGCCCCCUGGCCCUGGAGGCUGAGACACUGCUCCCCCCAACCACCAGGGGGCAGGAGUGCACUGUCCGCUCUAGUCGCCAGAGUGGCCGCCCAGUGCCCAAUCAGCGGACCUCACACCGGUGGGGCCUGGUCUUCACCCCUUCCUGUGGUUGUUUUCAGCUAAUAGCUGGACUUCUAUUUAUAAAUUACUUGUGUUUCUCUGCCUGCUGCCAUGGUGAAGGCUGGACAAGGUGCUCCUCUCACCCUUCCUUACCUCAGAUGCCUGAACAGAACAAGGCAAACCAGUAGCAGCCUCUCAGGAGCUGAGAGAUCUGUCGGGGCUCUGAAGGAUGGUUACACUUGCAACAUGCCGUAAAGCGCGCUUGUCACCCACCACUUCCCGCAUCCACUUAAUGCUUCUAAUGUGCACACCCAUCACAGAGGAGACGCUAGAGCCAGGUGACCUCUAGUACCUGCCCCUUCUCCGCGAGAUGGGAGAGGUGAGCAGGACAGGCCACCCAGAGCUGGGUGAGUCAAACUAGGGCAUAUACAGGCUCGGGCUUGAAUUCAUUUAUUGAUGCGUUGGACACAAUAAAACCACAACUGUUAUCAAAAA